Messenger RNA from Helobdella robusta, 435 nucleotides. RefSeq lists its product as hypothetical. NCBI's taxonomy places the organism in Eukaryota, Metazoa, Annelida, Clitellata, Rhynchobdellida, Glossiphoniidae. The transcript has 4 exons. The coding region runs from base 1 to 435 and encodes 144 amino acids. The record is from RefSeq and is a predicted model, not a curated record.
AUGAACAUGAACAGUAUGAACAUGAGCAGUACAAACACAAACAGUAUGAACAUGAACAGUAUGGACAUGAACAGUAUGAACAUAAACAAUAUAAACAUAAUCAGUAUAAACAUAAACAGUACGAACAUGAGUAGUACGAACCUGGACAGUACGAACACGAACAAAGAACGCAAACCAGCAGUGACGAAGUGCUUCUUAACCGUGCUCAAAUUAGUCCUUCACCAGCACAUUGAGCCCCGCCAAGCCACCAACACCGUCGACAACAUAAUCAUCUCAAUUAAUAUCGGCAUCAAAAAUUUAAAUGCGAACCACGGAUUAACGUCUAUCAGCGGCAACGCGUCAACAAAACAGAAAAACGCCAUUCAGCACAUUCGAUGUUCGUUGGAAAGUUUGAUGAAUGCGGAGGCAUUUAUUAGGAAUUACGCACUUGAAUAA